CUUUGUAGUAAAAUCAGAUUCGCUGUUUUCGCAAAAAGUUUAGCAGCACUCGGCGGCGCCAUCACCUCCCUUAGACGACAACCAGAAGACAAUGGCCAAACGAGACAGUGAAGAGAACACAGCCUUCCUAGGCUACAAAACGCCGCCAGACGCAGAUGAGCGUACAAAUAGAUUUGGUUUCAUUCAAAGAAUGCUUCAAAAGAAUAUUGUUUGGGGCGUUUUAGGCUUCAUCUCGUCGUCGUUUCUUUUCCUGGCAAUUAUACUCAUGGCCGGAUAUCCAAGAGAUGGCAAUACGAAGCCACAGCUACUAGCUAGCCAGAGCUUGUGGCCAGAUAUCCCCGAGUACACACGAGUCUUUGUGGAUGACAAGGACUGGAAAGACGAUGGCGAAGUGGGCGAUGUGCUUUGGAACAACCUCUUGCCUAUUGGUGAAGGUUACGUACCCAUUCCCUACCCGCGAAACUAUAACCUACCUGAAAGUGCCCCGUUCGUGGGUAACCCGGACAAGGCGGAGGUGUAUGCUACAUCCAGUGUACAUCAAUUACAUUGUCUAGCGACACUACGAGAGAUGAUCAAAUCCUAUGAUCGGGGCGAGGUGCCAGCAUAUGGUAGUGGCCACGCCUACCACUGUUUAAAUUACUUAAGACAAGGUGUCUUGUGUGCCGCUGACACAACAUUCGAGUAUGGACAUCCGGUAUGGGAUGCUGAGGGAAAAUAUAUGUCCUAUGAUUUUAGCGGAAUUGGUGGAGUGCAUCAAUGUCGAGACUGGAACACUGUAAAGGAGUUUUUAGUGAACCAUCGCGCAUCUGAUAAACAAAGUAUUAAUUAAACGGUUUUAGAUAUCACAGGUGUCAAUACGAUAUUUUUAAUUGUUAUAAAUCACGAGCAAAU
Molecule: messenger RNA, 891 nt
Organism: [Torrubiella] hemipterigena
Lineage: Eukaryota; Fungi; Ascomycota; Sordariomycetes; Hypocreales; Clavicipitaceae
Source: the annotation of a GenBank genome assembly